AUGGGGUUUACGUUUUGUCCAGCAUGUGGCUUCAAAUUUCGCCCAUUCGUCCAGCAUGGCCCACUGAGAGGGCGUGGGGCCCGACGCGGUGGUCGGCGUGGGGGCUACCGUGGAGGCCGGUGCGAUGGCCGCUGUGGACCGGUAGAUGACAGGCCGGUCCCAGAACCGCAGCGGGCGCCGCCCCCAAGGGAGCCGGUGGCACCGGCACCGGCACCAGCACCGGCACCGGUACCAGCACCGGCACCGGCACCAGCACCCACCGGGACCGCUGCCGUUUCCUACAUUCCCCAGGACAAGUGGGAACCCUCGGCGAUAGGCGGUGCACUGGUGGUGCCGGAGGUCCGGGUUGCCAUCCGGUCUCGACGAACUGCAUUACUGAGGAAGACUACUGCGGACGACCCACGCUGA
Molecule: messenger RNA, 408 nt
Organism: Topomyia yanbarensis
Lineage: Eukaryota; Metazoa; Arthropoda; Insecta; Diptera; Culicidae
Product: procyclic form-specific polypeptide-like
Exons: 3
Coding region: 1-408 (135 amino acids)
Source: RefSeq, a predicted model, not a curated record